Molecule: messenger RNA, 2670 nt
Organism: Anisakis simplex (herring worm)
Lineage: Eukaryota; Metazoa; Nematoda; Chromadorea; Rhabditida; Anisakidae
Source: the annotation of a GenBank genome assembly
AUGGCACUGAGUCUGUUUACGUGUUGUAUACGUAGUCAAGAAGAGACUGAUUCAGCGGGCGAGGCUCAGAUGAAACGUUUUGAGAUUCAAGGUGAUCAGAUUGGUGACAUUCUUGGAGGCUUCAUCAGUGGAGGUCGAGGAGGCGGUGGUGGAGGUGGAGGUGGAGGUGGGGGAGGUGUGAAUAUUGGUGAUGUGGCAGGUUUGAUUGGUUCUUUAUCGGGUGGUGGCAGUAAGAGUGAUAAGAUCAGCGGACUAAUUGGUGGUAUUGGUGGACUGAUCAACAAAAAGAAUGGCAAAUAUCGUGGUGGAGGACCCAACGUUAAUCCAGAUAAGCUGAAUGGUGGAAUGGUGGAUAUGGUCAGCGGCCUAAUAGGCCAGCUUGCGCAUCGUUUUCUUGGUGUAGAUCCGGCAACUGGCCGAAUCAUUGGUGCAAUCGCCGGAAAUGUGAUAUUCAAUCUUGGUGGCAAAGACAAUAAGUUAGGUAACGUUGGUAAAGUGGUUCUGGACAAUAUUAUAACUGGAAAAUUCAAGAGAAAGACUGAUAAGUUCGUAAGACCUGAACCAUCAGCACAUCCGAGACCACCGUCACCAACCGCCAGAGCUGGAGCAUUAGACUUCUACGAAGAGCGAGAUCGAUGUCUUCAAGAACGUUGUUUAUUCGAGGAUCCGGAAUUUCCGGCUCGCGACAGCAGUUUAUUCUUCAGUAAAGCACCACCAAAACGCAUUGAAUGGAAGAGACCUGGAGAAAUCAUUGAUGCUCCGCAAUUGAUCUACGAGGGUCACUCACGUUUCGAUGUGGUUCAAGGAGAAUUGGGCGAUUGUUGGUUACUUGCAGCUGCAGCAAAUUUGACACUUCGUGAUGAACUCUUCUAUCGUGUCAUUCCACCAGAUCAAAGUUUCACUGAGAAUUAUGCAGGAAUAUUCCAUUUCCAAUUCUGGCACUAUGGUAAUUGGGUUGACGUUGUGGUGGACGAUCGUUUACCAACAUCAAACGGCGAAUUACUGUACAUGCACUCCAGGGAGCAUAAUGAAUUCUGGAGUGCGUUACUGGAAAAAGCUUAUGCAAAGUUGUAUGGAUCGUAUGAGGCGUUGAAAGGUGGUACCACAUCAGAGGCGUUAGAGGAUAUGACUGGUGGAUUAACGGAAUUCUUCGAUCUCCAAAAUCCACCCGAUCAUCUUAUGGAGAUGAUGAUGCGUGGUUUUGAAAUGGGAUCGUUGUUUGGAUGUAGUAUUGAGGCUGAUCCACAUCAGUGGGAAGCACGAAUGCCAAAUGGAUUGGUAAGGGGCCAUGCGUAUAGUAUCACUGGAAUGCGCAUCGUGAAUGGACCUCGUGGUCGUACGCCAAUCUUACGUAUUCGUAAUCCAUGGGGCAAUGAACAGGAAUGGAAUGGACCGUGGUCAGAUCAUUCGCGUGAAUGGCAGAGUAUAUCGCAGCAAGAGAAAGAUGAUAUGGGUUUGAAUUUCGCACAUGAUGGGGAAUUUUGGAUGUCAUUCGAUGAUUUCAUGCGUAAUUUCGAGAAGAUGGAAAUUUGCAACUUGGGACCUGAGGUUAUGGAUGAAAUCACUCAAAUGACCGGCGUUAACACAGGACAACAAAAGUGGGCCACUGUUACACACGAUGGAGCGUGGAUAAGGAAUCAGACGGCUGGUGGAUGCCGUAAUUACAUCAAUACUUUCGCGAAUAAUCCACAGUAUCAUAUUCAUUUGACUGAUUCGGACCCGGAUGACGACGAUGACUUGUGUACGGUGAUAAUAGCAGUGAUGCAGAAGUAUCGUCGCGAGUUUAAACACGCCGGAAUUGACAAUGUUGCUAUUGGAUUCGCCGUUUACGAUGCUGGUGGAUUCAGUGGACGUCUCGAUGAAGAUUAUUUCAGAUCGCACAAAUCAUGUGCUCGAAGUGCUGCUUUCAUCAACUUGAGAGAGGUGACGGCUCGAUUCCGUGUUCCACCGGGCGAUUAUGUGAUUGUUCCGUCAACAUUUGAACCGAAUGAAGAGGCCCAAUUCAUGCUUCGAAUAUAUACGAAUGGAUUUAUAGAUUCACACAAUAUGCGGGGUAUCGGUUCGAUUCGUACAUUAUCAGCAGCAAAAAACGACAAAUUUCGAAGUAAAAUUUAUCGUGUAUUGGCGAAAAUUGGUGCAUCUAUUGGUAUUUUCUGCACACCAAUUGUUUUCUUCGAUACCGUUGGCUAUCCAGCCAGUGUUGUGGGAACGUCGAUGGAGCCAACAUUGGAGGGUAACGACAGACGUUGGUGGAGACGUGACAUCGUAUGGCUGACACGUUUCGGUAUCAAAACACCACAGAUUGGUCAAAUUUUCACUUUUAUAUCACCUCAAGAUCCCGAUAAGCAACACAUCAAACGUGUAACAGCUCUCGAAGGCGAUACAAUUAGGCCCAGAAAAGGACCAGCUUUCGUGUGUAUUCCUGAAGGUUGUUGUUGGAUGGAAUCUGACAAUCCAAAAAAUUCGAAAGAUAGCAAUAUUUAUGGACCGGUAUGUCGCGGUUUACUGAGGGCUCGUGCCACUCACAUUAUAUGGCCCCCAUCACGAUGGCAAUCAAUCGAAACGUAUUUGCCUCAACAGAGCAGUCAAAUAGUCCGCAAUGAUGAAAUCUUCUUCAGUUCCCUAUUUGAACCCUUCGAAGAUAUCUUCAGUGAUUCACCAGGACUUUGA